GCUGCGCAGGCGCAGUGCGGCCCGACCUGGUUGAGGCCUAGCGGUUCCCCCAGUCGGCCGUACAGUUAGUUGUGCGAUGAGCUGCAGCUGGUAACACUUCCCCUCCUCAGUGUGGGACUUGCAGCCUAGCGGGAGAGCGAGCGGAGCCUCUGACAGCCGGGGCCAUGGAGACGGAUUACUACAGCCCCGAGCACUCAGAUGAUGGAGGAGCCACUCCAGUACAGGAUGAGCGUGACUCUGCCUCAGAGGACGAAGCGAAUGAAGUUGGAAGUUCAGGGCACCAGUACGAGAAUGAACAUAGCGAUGCAGAGGAGGACAGGAGAGGGGGUGCCAGUGGAUCGGAGAAUGAUGAAGCUGCUGAAGGCAAUGAGUCAGACGAUGAACAGCAUAGAGGUCGCAACUCCAGUGACUUGGAAAAUGACAGCUUUAAUCGCAAUGCCAGUGAUUCUGAUUCAGAUGAUGAGGCACAUCAACAGAAGGGCAGUGAUUCUGAUAAUGAUCAUCCCAUGAAAGGUCCUGGCAGUGAUUCUGACGAUGAGGUUCAUUCUAGACAUUCAGGCAGUGAAUCUGAGGAUGAUGCACCAAGCAAACAUCAGGGUAAUAACUCUGAUGAUGAAGCACCUGCUAAAAACCGUGAAAGCGACUCUGAAGAUGAAGCUCCUGCCAAGAGAGCAACAAGUGGCUCUGAAGAUGAAGUUACAGCCAAGCGGGCAGGCAGCGACUCUGAAGAUGAAGCACCUGCCAAGCAGGUGGCAAGCGACUCUGAAGAUGAGGCUCCUGCCAAGCGGGCGGCAAGCGACUCUGAAGAUGAGGCUCCUGCCAAGCGGGCGGCAAGCGACUCUGAAGAUGAGGCUCCUGCCAAGCGGGCGGCAAGCGACUCUGAAGAUGAGGCUCCUGCCAAGCGGGCGGCAAGUGACUCUGAAGAUGAGGCUCCAGCCAAGCGGGCGGCAAGCGACUCUGAAGAUGAGGCUCCAGCCAAGCGGGCGGCAAGUGACUCUGAAGAUGAGGCUCCAGCCAAGCGGGCGGCAAGUGACUCUGAAGAUGAGGCUCCAGCCAAGCGGGCGGCAAGUGACUCUGAGGAUGAGGCUCCAGCCAAGCGGGCGGCAAGCGACUCUGAAGAUGAGGCUCCAGCCAAGCGGGCGGCAAGCGACUCUGAAGAUGAGGCUCCAGCCAAGCGGGCGGCAAGCGACUCUGAAGAUGAGGCUCCAGCCAAGCGGGCGGCAAGCGACUCUGAAGAUGAGGCUCCAGCCAAGCGGGCGGCAAGCGACUCUGAAGAUGAGGCUCCAGCCAAGCGAGUCGCAAGCGACUCUGAAGAUGAGGCUCCCGCCAAGCGGGCGGCAAGCGACUCUGAAGAUGAGGCCCCAGCCAAGCGAGUCGCAAGCGACUCUGAAGAUGAGGCUCCCGCCAAGCAGGCAGGUAGCGACUCUGAAGAUGAAGCUCCCGCCAAGCGGGCAGCAAGCGACUCUGAAGAUGAAGCUCCUGCAAGGCGGGUUGCAAGUGACUCUGAGGAUGAGACUCCUGUGAAGCGCACAGCUGCCAAUAAGCGAAAGAAAGUUGCAAAACAUGCGAAAAGUGACUCUGAAGAUGAAGCUCCUGCAAGGCGGGUUGCAAGUGACUCUGAAGAUGAGACGCCUGCUAAGCGCACAGCUGCCAAUAAGCGAAAGAAAGUUACAAAGCUUUCAAAAAGUGACUCUGAAGAUGAAGCUCCUCUGAAGCGUGUAGCUGCCAAUAAACGUGCAGCUACCACUAAGCGAAUUGCUGCUGCCGCCAAACGUGCAACAAGUGACUCGGAAGAUGAAGCUCCUCAGAGACAUGUAGCUUCUUCAAAGCAUCUGUCUAAGCGGACAACCUCUGCCAAACAUUCAGCGAGCGACUCUGAAGAUAAUGCUCCAGCAAAGAAGGCAGGAAGUGACUCCGAUGAGGCUCCCCCGAAGCACACAGCAAGCGAUACUGAAGAUCAAGUUCCUGCUAAGCGUGCAGUUAUUGAUUCUGAUGAUGAUGAUGUACCUGAGCCAAUGGUUAUUAAUGACGAUAAAGCUCCUCCUAAAAGUAUUCCUUCUGAUUCAGAGGAUGAAAAGCCCGCUAAGAUAGAAGACAAUUCAGAGGAUGAAUUUCCUAGAAUGAAGAGGAAAAUUGUGUCAUCUGACGACAGUGAGGAUGAUUUUAAACCUGACCCUAAGAAGAAUAAGAAGUCCUUGCAGCGCAGCUCCGGUAGUGAUGAUAGUGAAAAUGAGGGUACGAAAAAAGAAAGACCUGAAAGUGAAGGAGAUAAAGCAGGGAAAAGGAAAGCGGCAAUCUUGACAGACAGUGAAGAUGAAGAGAUGGCAGAUAAACCAGGUAGUAAAAAGAACCGGAUCCUCUCCGACGGGGAUGACAGUGACAGUGAUGCUGAGAAACCACAGAAGAAGAAAAUUGGUUCUUCUGGCAGCGAGGAGGAAGACGAAUCAAAAACACAAGGAGAAAAUAAGGAUUCAGAGAAUAAGUUAUUUGGCAGUGACAGUGACUCUGGAAAUGAAGAAGAGAAUCUGAUUGCUGAUAUUUUCGGUGAAUCUGGAGAAGAAGAAGAGGAAGAAUUUACGGGUUUUAAUCAAGAGGAUCUAGAUGGGGAGAAAGCUGCAGCAAACAAACAAGCGGCCACAGCAGAUUCUGACUCUGAUGAUGACAUUCGAUCUGGCAAACAAGCUGAUUUCAGAUCAGAUUUUGAUAUGAUGAUGGAGAGAAAAAAACUCAUGAGUGGUAAACGGCGAAGAAACCGUGAUGGAGGUACUUUCAUCAGUGACGCAGAUGAUGUAGUCAAUGCUAUGAUUGUGAAAAUGAAUGAAGCAGCAGAGGAGGACCGAAGUCUCAAUUCCACCAAGAAGCCGGCACUGAAAAAACUAACUUUGCUUCCAACCGUGGUCAUGCAUCUUAAAAAGCAAGAUUUGAAAGAGACCUUCAUUGAUAGUGGUGUUAUGUCUGCCAUAAAGGAAUGGCUUACUCCUCUUCCUGAUCGCAGUCUACCAGCUCUGAAAAUCCGGGAAGAGCUACUGAAGAUACUUCAGGAGCUGCCUAGUGUGAGCCAGGAAACACUAAAGCACAGUGGCAUUGGUAGAGCUGUUAUGUAUCUCUACAAACACCCUAAGGAGUCAAGACCCAACAAGGACAUUGCUGGAAAGCUGAUCAAUGAGUGGUCACGGCCUAUCUUUGGACUAAGUUCAAAUUACAAAGGCAUGACCAGAGAGGAGAGGGAACAGAGAGAUCUGGAGCAGAUGCCUCAACGCAGAAGAAUGAGCAGUUCGGGAGGUCAGACGCCACGUAGAGACUUGGAGAAAGUGUUAACAGGAGAAGAGAAAGCCCUGCGGCCUGGCGAACCUGGAUUCUGUGCUCGUGCCAGAGUUCCUCUACCAUCCAAUAAGGAUUAUGUUGUCCGUCCAAAGUGGAAUGUAGAGAUGGAAUCCUCUAGGUACCCGGGGAACAGUAAGAAAGGUGUGAGCCGACUGGACAAACAGAUGAGAAAGUUCACAGACAUUAGGAAGAAGAGCCGCUCUGCUCACGCCAUCAAGAUCAGCAUAGAGGGGAACAAGAUGCCUUUGUAACACUUGCAUCUCUGGAUGUUCUCAGAUUAUUGGAGUAAUGAUGGAGCUCCCAUUGAACAUUUUCCUUGUCCUGUUGCUCUUUGGACUCUUUUCGAGCCUUUUGCAAUAUUUUAAAUGCAUUCUGUGCCCUUGUGGAGACCUCGCAUCUCUUUAGUACAAGAUUCAUGACUCCAAAACUAUGAACUUUGGCCCUACUUUCUGGGAUGUAUUUAAUGCUGUGUGUACAGAUCGAAUUCUCAGCGUACCUCAUUGUCUGGACCUUAGACAAUAAAUUCUUGUUUUGUUUUUUAA
This is a messenger RNA of Pelobates fuscus (common spadefoot toad), 3866 nucleotides long. It is a transcript of the gene IWS1, whose product is annotated as interacts with SUPT6H, CTD assembly factor 1. The coding region runs from base 165 to 3575 and encodes 1136 amino acids. Gene Ontology annotation, cellular component: nucleus. The record is from RefSeq and is a predicted model, not a curated record. NCBI's taxonomy places the organism in Eukaryota, Metazoa, Chordata, Amphibia, Anura, Pelobatidae. Gene Ontology annotation, biological process: poly(A)+ mRNA export from nucleus. The transcript is spliced from 14 exons.